AUGUCAAAACGAAAGAAAAAUGAUCCGAAUCCCGAAGAUGAAGAUGAUAAUGAUUCACAAGAUAAACAACAACGUCAUGUAGAACCACAGAAAGUUUAUGAUUUUCAUAAGAAAACAAUUGAAAUAUAUCCUGAACGUUUACGAGAAUUAAAUCGUCAGUUUCUUUCAUCUAUAUCCACACAAAUAACAAGUGAACCUUAUAGUGUACUUGUUGGUAAUUGUCUUGAUUAUGUUCGUCAAUAUUUUAAUUAUGAAGAUGAUUUACUUAAAUAUUCACCAUGGCUUGUAACAAGACUUAAACAAUCUCGUUCAGAUAUCGUUAAAUGUUUACCAGAAACGAUUGAUAUUUAUGAAGCACUUGCACGACAUGAUUUUGAUCGUAUAUUUGAUAAAAAUAAUAUUGAUACAUCAUCAUCUAUUCGAUCAUCAGAUGAUUCAAUUACAGAUAAAACUAAUAUUUCUGGUCAAUUAACUACACCAUUGGUUCAAUUACGUCCUCCUCCUCCGUCAACAAUAAGUUCAUCAACACCAUUAUUUAGUUUUACGAAACCACCACCACCACCACCAACAACAACAACAACCACACCUCCUGUUAGCGAAUCAACACCAUCAACUGGUUUUAAUUUUAAAUUGGCUACAACACCAGAAAAAAUAACAAAUACAUCACCAUUUUCUUUUACUCUACCAAAUACAGGAUUUGGAACAUCAACAUUCUCUUCGACUAAUUUUGGUAUUCCAACAAGUACAGAAAAAUCAACAACUGCUUUAGCACCUUCAAUAAGUUUUACACCACCAUCGAAAAUUUCGUUUGCACCAACACUACCAACUAAUAAAGAACAACAACCAACAGCAACAGAAGAUAAUGAAGAUGAACCAAGUGAACCACCAGAACCAGAAAAAGUUGAACAUGAAGCAGAUGCAAAAUUAACAUAUAGAUGUCGAAUGGGAGUAAAUAAAAGUGGUAAAUUAAUAAAACGUGGUCCUGUACAAGUUGUACUCAAAGAAAUUAAUGAUAAACGUCAAUUAAUUGUUCGAUCGGAUGAUGCUCUUGGUCGUUUAUAUUUAAAUAUUUUAUGGUCAAAAUUAAUUGAAAUUAAAAAAAAUUCAACCAAAGAUCUUACAUUCAUCUGUAAACUUAAUCCGGGUAUGACCGAAGUAAAAGAAGGUGAAUUUGUUACGAUAUUAUUUCGAUUUGACAAUGAAAUGGAACGUAAUGAUGCAUAUGAAAAACUUGGAAAAGAACGAACAUAA
Molecule: messenger RNA, 1251 nt
Organism: Rotaria sp. Silwood2
Lineage: Eukaryota; Metazoa; Rotifera; Eurotatoria; Philodinida; Philodinidae
Source: the annotation of a GenBank genome assembly